AUGCUGCAGGUGAUCCAGCGCGAGUACAAGCUCCGGUCAUACUCGCUGAACUCCGUGUCCAUCGAGUUCCUGGGCGAGCAGAAGGAGGAUGUCCAUCACUCGAUCAUCUCGGACUUGCAGAACGGCAACUCCGAAACCCGCCGGCGCCUGGCCGUCUACUGUCUCAAGGAUUCGGACCUGCCCAUGCGGCUGAUGGAGAAGCUGAUGUGUGUCUUCAACUUCGUGGAGAUGGCCCGUGUGACCGGCGUCCCGUUCACAUACCUGCUCACGCGUGGCCAGCAGAUCAAGGUCGUGUCGCAGCUCUUCCGCAAGUCCCUCGAGCGGGACUUCCUCAUCCCCACUCUGCGUGUGGGUGGCAGCGGCGCCGACGAGCAGUACGAGGGUGCCACCGUCAUCGAGCCGGAGCGCGGGUACUACUCGAAGCCGAUUGCGACGUUGGAUUUCUCCGAGCAGGAUUCCACCGCGGCGGCCGCCACGCCGGCCGCCAUGACCGACGCCGGGCGGCCCGGCGUCGCGGGCACCGCCACCAGCGUCGCCUCCCCGCCGGGCCCCCGGACCGACGGCAAGAAGCUCGGGUUCUUCCGUGACCCGCGCGUGACUUUGGGCAUGGUCCCGCUGGACCGGGGGUUCCGAGCGGCGGACGUGAGCAUGCCCAUCUCGCAGGACCUGUGGUUCUACACCAAGUCCAACUUCCAGACCUUCUCCACUUUCACGGCAUGCUUGCUGCCGGUGCUCGUGCUGUCGUACAACUCGCGCUUCUGGCGCUCAGCCGGCACGACGAGCCUGCAAGCCAUGUUGCAGUCAUGCACGCUGGUCCCGGCGGUCCUGCCGCUGGCGGUGCUGGCCAGCCAGUGGCUGUCCACCUGGUCCAUCGAGAGCCCGGCCGCGCGGCUGGCUUCCGUCCGGUCGGCCUGCCUGGCCCGCUACGAGUCCCUUCGCCGGCGGCGUGGCGAUCUGAUCUCCGGGCUCGGCGUGGCCGUGGGAGUCCUCUGCACGCCGAUCAUCACCCGGCAGCUGACCUCCUCGGCCACCCUCUUCCGGCGAGUGAUCUUUUCCGGGGUCGUCGGCGGGUCGGUCGCCGCCGGCCUCAAUCUCAUGGACACCAUGUACCGGGAGAUGCGCCUGGCCCGGAGCCUGAAGCACAUCUGCGAGGGGCAGCUGGUCCGGUCCGGGGCCAUCCCCUCCAGCCAGCAGGCGGUCACCAUUCAGCAGGACCGCGAGGCGGGCCGGGCCGAGCUUGCUGCCGCCACCGGCGAGUAUCCGCUGGCCUUUGUCGGCAUGACCACCAUCGAGCGCAAUGCCCUGAUCGAGGCGCGCUUGAAGGAGGUCCGCUCGGAUGCAGCCCAGAUGCGACCCAUUGCCGAGGCCUUCGGCCUAUACUGA
Messenger RNA from Fonticula alba, 1383 nucleotides. RefSeq lists its product as hypothetical. Gene Ontology annotation, biological process: DNA replication proofreading; base-excision repair, gap-filling; nucleotide-excision repair, DNA gap filling. Gene Ontology annotation, molecular function: 3'-5'-DNA exonuclease activity; DNA binding; DNA-directed DNA polymerase activity. The transcript is spliced from 4 exons. NCBI's taxonomy places the organism in Eukaryota, Rotosphaerida, Fonticulaceae. Gene Ontology annotation, cellular component: delta DNA polymerase complex. Bases 1 to 1383 code for a protein of 460 amino acids. The record is from RefSeq and is a predicted model, not a curated record.